CCUGCCUCCGAUGAUGAUGAUGACAUCACCACAGCCUGUGAUCGCGACGCGCGCCUGAGCGCCACUGCAGUCACAGCGCGAGCGAUGCGGAGCGACACUUCACGCGUUUAUCCCACCGAUCCGUGCGCGCGAUCCCCGGUUAAACACGGAGCCGACAUGACGGAGAGGAUCCGAGGAAAGCGGAGGAAACAAGCGAACCCGCGCAGGAACCAAGGAGAGAGCGAGCGCUGUCUGGGUUCUGCCGGAGAGGAUGAGGGCAGUGUUUGGGGAAUGGAGGUUCAGGACGGCAGAGAUGCUCAGGAUAAAGUAAGCGAGGGAACGGAUCCCGGGAGUCCGGCUCCGGAGAACUGGAUCCACACGGAGAACACUCCCCGAAACAUCCCGGCCACACACUCCGAACGCUGCAACCACGCCAUGUUCAGUCAGACUGACGCUCAUGUGAUGGAUGAUAUGCCUCAUUACGACUCAGUGGUUCAGCUGAGGAAAGUGUCGAACCUGCUCAGUCCGAUUCACACACAGAAACACAACGGAUCCGUGAACUCGUAUCAUUUAGACGGCGUUCAGGACGACAUGUCUCCGGUCUGCUGGUCUCCGGGAGAACACGACUCACCUGAGGGAAAAGACGGCGGGCUGCUAAACCCCGACGCGCCACAGACGUGCCCGUUCUGCCAGCGCGAGGCGUCUCUGGGGGAACACCUGAGCUUCUGCCCGGCCCGGGACACGGGAGACGGUGUGUGUCCUCUCUGCGGGUUCAGUUCACCGUACCGGUCUCAGAUGGAGCGGCACUUGACUCUCCACGCUCACACGGACGAGAAGAACUCCUUGUCUGAGCCCAGUAUGGAGAGCAGGAAGUUCAAGUGUAAUCAGUGUGGAAAAGCCUUUAAAUACAAGCAUCACCUCAAAGAGCACCUGCGCAUCCACAGUGGUGAGAAGCCGUAUGAGUGCUCGAACUGUAAGAAGCGCUUCAGUCACUCGGGAUCCUACAGUUCACACCUCAGCAGCAAGAAGUGCCUCAGUGGGAACGCAGCUCAUUUUAACGGACACUCCCAUCAUGCGUACUUGACGCCCGUCUUCCCAUCGCCCACGUCGCCCCCUGUGGUCGGCGGGAGAAACUGCAGCCGGGGAAAGUUCCCGCUUGAGUCCGCCGUUCCCGUUUUGAGCCGGACGUGGGAUCCCGCGGAUGAUUUGGCCAUGAGGACGGGUGUGUUUAAAGGCACAACGUUGCUACCGUUGCUUCAGUCGCGUAGUAAAUUCGAACACCUCCUUCAGGAGAUGCUCCGUCGGGAGGUGGGAGACGAGGCGCGGAAAAACAAGAGAUCAACAGCGUGUAAUAACCUGUCGUCGCCACAGCGCGCAUCUUGGCAUUCGGUCCCGCAGCAAAUCCUCGUGCCUUUACCAACACCAUUGCAACUAGCGCAAGAUUCCCCCCACAAACACUGGCUGGGAGAAGAAGGUGGCCCGACAUCACCCACGUUACCCGAACGCAAGCACCUCCGGUAUGGCUCGCCAACUUAUCUGGAUCUGUCAAUCAACACAUCUCCACGACAACCAACCUAUCAUAUUCAGAGCGAACCUUUAGACUUAUCCAUCCCUAAACCUCAUUCGGCAUCCGCCGUGCCACGAGAGACCAGAACUUGUAAUGGUUACUCGCCGCAACGAGAACGACGCGAUGGUGAGACUGUGUUUAAGAGAUUGACUCCGCCCUCCCAGCAGCAGGUGGGCGGGGCUUAUGUGCCAUCGCCGCUGUUUAGCAGCACGGUGUUCAGCAGCUACCCUCUCUUCAGUCACAUGAUCCCAGGACACAACGGUCUAACAUCACUUCCUCUCACGCCACCAACACCAAGCCCAGGCUUCCUGUCUCCAGUGGCGUAUAUGGUGGAGGCGGAGCCAGAGCCAAUGCUGAAGAGAAUCCAGCAUGAAAGACAUUCGAUUAUGACUGAAGCCGUGAGCCGCGGCGUUCCGGAGUUCCUGUCUCUGAUGGAGGAUGGGAUGGAUGGAGAGAUCGGCUCCGGGAGGAAGAGGCUGAGGAAGACUGAGGAAGGAUUGUACGCCUGCGAUAUCUGUGACAAAACCUUCCAGAAGAGUAGCUCUCUCCUGCGACAUAAAUAUGAGCACACGGGAAAGCGACCUCACGAGUGUCAGACCUGUAAGAAGGCCUUUAAACACAAGCAUCAUUUGAUUGAACACAGUCGUUUGCACUCGGGAGAAAAACCGUAUCAGUGCGACAAGUGUGGCAAACGCUUCUCUCACUCGGGCUCGUACUCUCAGCACAUGAACCACCGCUACGCCUUCUGCAGUCGAGACAGUGACCCGGACGGGGCCGCUCCCGAGGGGCCCGCUUUCCUCAGCGACUCCAGCAUGGAGGGAACGGCGCUGGAGUUCAGAGACGAGGAGGACGAGGAGGAAGAGGAAAACUCCCUCAGGAACCACACCUAUGAUGGAGACAGAGAGGAAGACACCGAGGAAAAACCCCCCGGAAGUGAGAAACAUGAAGACAUGACGGAGUGA
Molecule: messenger RNA, 2508 nt
Organism: Rhinichthys klamathensis goyatoka
Lineage: Eukaryota; Metazoa; Chordata; Actinopteri; Cypriniformes; Leuciscidae
Product: zinc finger E-box-binding homeobox 1-like
Exons: 8
Coding region: 85-2508 (807 amino acids)
Biological process (GO): anatomical structure development; regulation of transcription by RNA polymerase II
Molecular function (GO): DNA-binding transcription factor activity, RNA polymerase II-specific; RNA polymerase II cis-regulatory region sequence-specific DNA binding
Source: RefSeq, a predicted model, not a curated record